Sphaerulina musiva SO2202 is the source of this 1731-nucleotide messenger RNA. Its product is annotated as DUF1682-domain-containing protein. NCBI's taxonomy places the organism in Eukaryota, Fungi, Ascomycota, Dothideomycetes, Mycosphaerellales, Mycosphaerellaceae. Gene Ontology annotation, biological process: endoplasmic reticulum calcium ion homeostasis. The coding region runs from base 106 to 1428 and encodes 440 amino acids. Gene Ontology annotation, cellular component: endoplasmic reticulum. Gene Ontology annotation, molecular function: calcium ion binding. The record is from RefSeq and is a predicted model, not a curated record. The transcript has 3 exons.
AUCUCAUACCACAGUACAGCUUUCAUUCUUUCACUUCCUGUCCCCGUCCCCGUCCUUUUCUGCUUCCGCUCCACUCUUGUUGGACGUUGUCGCAAUCGCAUUGAUAUGGCCGGCCUCCUCGGCAACCUCCAGGGCGUACUGGGCGGUGCGAAGUCGUCAGUCACCUCUGCGGCCUCUGCCGUGGAUACAGAUGACUUCGCCGACUUUGCGACAGCAGCAGCCGCGCCCAUCGUCCAGACUGCCUCGUCCGCCUUCGAUGCUGCCGCCACGAAACCCACUCCCAAGGGAACCUUCUCCGGCAUAGGAACGGGUCUGGCUGGACGUCCCUACACGAAAUGGUAUCGAGUAUGGGAGCGCGUGACCAUCGCCGACUUCUACCAGGAGCUCUUCAUUAUACCCAUCAUCGUCGUGGUCAUUCUGGUGAAUAUGUGGGGAGCUCGAGCCAACAAGAAGCGCGCAGCAGAGUGGGCGGAGCUACAUCUGCCUCACCUGGAGCAGGAGUUUGCAGCGGUGGGUUUUGGAGCAAAGAGAGCGGAUGGGCAGCCAGGACUGCUGUGGAAGGAAAAGAGCAAGAACGAGUACAUCACGUAUGCGACGGGAAGACAGAACGUGGCUUUUCUGGAUGUCAAACUCACUCUGUACAAGCGCUACAACCCGAUGAUCUGGAUGGGUGAGCUCGCCGCGUCCUUCUUUGUGGACAGCUAUGAUGCGCCGGAAGAGCGACUCGAGGCGACGGCAUAUGCGUUUGAUGGUCGAGAGAGGAGCAUGGUGCCGGCUCAGGCGCAGAACCAGAGCUCACAGCACCGAGACAGCACUUUUGAUGGCUUUGUCUGGGCGAUUGUGCACAAGGAUAAGAUGAGGAAGCUUCGCAACGACCGAUAUGAUGUCAGCUUGGCUGUGCAGAAAGAUCAUCCCAAGCUGCCCCAAUGGGCGACGGUCAUGUCUGAGGGCGCAGAGAUUACUGAGGCUCUUCUUACUCCAGAGCUCAUCAAGGCCGUUACUGCUGCUGGGGAUGACCUGGAGGCUCUGAUCAUCACCGAUCAGCCAGUCGAUGCUCCAAGAAAACUGAAUGAUCUCGUACCCAAGAAGCGCAUUGAGCUCCUGACCCGACUCUCGACCUCCAGAGCAGCAGCAGAUCUCUUUGCCUACUUCCUCCGUCUACCCGAUCAACUGGUAACAGGCGCCCAUUUCCGUCCAGAAGCACUCCGCAAAGUCCGCGCCACACGCGAGGAGGAGAUUCGCAAGAUCAAGAAGAUUGACGAAGAUGAGAAGGCGCUCGAGAGAAGAGAGGCCAGCGACAAGCUCAAGAAGGAAGAGCGCGAUCGCAAACUGAGCAGGAUGAGUGCCGAGGAGCAGAAGAAGUUUUUGGAAAAGGAAAAGGAGAAGACGCAGCGCAAGCAGACGAAAAAGCAGACCAUGAGGGGUUAGCAUUCCGGUAUGCGUGUGUUCUAAGGUGGUGAAAGUCCACGCGAUUGGAUUGUUGCGCAACCUUCAUUGAUGGGCUCUGCGAGAUUUCUCGUUGAACAUGUUGUAUAAAAGUCAACUCGCUUCGCAAGAAGCAAGAAGUAAGAAGGGACACCAUUAUAGCCGUCCAAGCGCACGACACGGAAAGCGAUGUCUGGAAUACCUUACUUAGGUACCUCAGUCAGAGGAGGCAUAGAAGGAACAAUUCGCUUUCAUCAUCAUAUUUGUACUUUGUACAACACAAUAAAUAAUAUUUUUUUGCUCUAG